Messenger RNA from Ipomoea nil (Japanese morning glory), 975 nucleotides. RefSeq names its product putative F-box protein At5g62660. Bases 1 to 975 code for a protein of 324 amino acids. The transcript has a single exon. Gene Ontology annotation, molecular function: protein binding. NCBI's taxonomy places the organism in Eukaryota, Viridiplantae, Streptophyta, Magnoliopsida, Solanales, Convolvulaceae. The record is from RefSeq and is a predicted model, not a curated record.
AUGCAGAAGAUCAAACUUCAAAGACAGAUGAACCCUUCAACUUCUUCUUCUACCUCCAUAACCUCUCUUCCACGAGAGAUUCUUCUCAAAAUUCUCACCAGUGGUCCUGCCAAAUCCGCAGUGCAAUUCAGAUGCACCUCCAAAUUCUUCUAUUCCUUCAUACUGGAGCCACGCUUCGCGUUCAGAAUCCUCGUCUCUCUCCCAUCCAAAACUCCCCGCGCAUUAAAUUUAUACUCCGUGAGUUACCGUGAAGAAAGUCAUGGAAAACUCCAAGCCGACACUGCCCAACGUUUGGAUGUACAAGGUUUAGUAUCUUCUGAGGAUGGCAAGAUGUGUCUGCUCAGCAACGGGUGGGGGGACGACGCCAUCUUCGACCUUAGUACCGGACGGUGUAUUCGUCUGCCAAGCAAUGGUAGGCCGACCAGGAGUGCGGUCUUGGGGUUUGACUCGGUUUCGGAACGGUACAAGGUUUUCUACUCAGAGGUGUACUAUGGUGGCCGGCGGUUGUUGAAUCGGCUGCGGGUUUUAACUGUCGAAGUGGAUAAGUCAUGGAGGGAGAUAGACUCCUCCACCAUCAAGCGAUAUACCCAGGCUGCCGUCCACAUUAAUGGGAUUAUCUAUUUGAUUCCUAUUAUUACUGAAUCAAUGACAGGGAUCUGGACUCGACUGAGGACUACCAAACCAAAAAUAGUUGCAAUGGAUGUUGUUACGGAGAGUUUUAUCACGUUCAUACCAUUCCCAUCUGAGUGCCAGUCCUCGCAGCAUUGGGAGGGAUGGCUGCCAUGGAUGAAUCUGAAUGGUCGCCUAGCUUUCAUUAACAUUCUUGUCCCACAAAAGGCCAAAUCUGAGGCUCCCACAUUCUUGCCUGACAAGAUAAAUAUAUGGACGUUGGAGAGGUCAAUGGAGUGGAAGAAACAAACGGUGGGUUUGCCAUUAUUGGAGGAGAGGGAGGUGAUUGGAGAAGUACUCUCAUGA